Messenger RNA from Pteronotus mesoamericanus, 2460 nucleotides. Its product is annotated as arylamine N-acetyltransferase 1-like. The coding region runs from base 83 to 955 and encodes 290 amino acids. Lineage: Eukaryota; Metazoa; Chordata; Mammalia; Chiroptera; Mormoopidae. The record is from RefSeq and is a predicted model, not a curated record. The transcript is spliced from 2 exons. Gene Ontology annotation, molecular function: arylamine N-acetyltransferase activity.
GGACACUUCCUGUGUUGGUCUUGAUGGGGAGGAGUGAAGUCAGUCUAGUUCCUGGUGUGAGUCCCAGCUGAACUUGGGGAUCAUGGACAUUGAAGCAUAUUUUGAAAGAAUUGGAUAUAAGAACUUUAGGAACAAGUUGGACCUGGAAACGUUAACUGACGUCCUUCAGCACCAGAUCUGGACCGUUCCCUUUGAGAACCUUAACAUCCAUUGCGGGAAGCCCAUGGAACUGGGCCUGGAGGCCGUUUUUGAUCAAGUUGUGAGGAGGAACCGGGGUGGGUGGUGCCUCCAGGUCAAUCACCUUCUGUACUGGGCUCUGACCACCAUGGGUUUCGAGACCACAAUGUUGGGAGGCUAUGUGUACAACUCUGUAGCCAACAAGUACAGCGGUGCUAUGAUUCACCUUCUGCUGAAGGUGACCAUGGGUGGCAGGAACUACAUAGUUGAUGCUGGGUUUGGACGCUCUUACCAGAUGUGGCAGCCUCUGGAAUUAAUUUCUGGGAAGGAUCAGCCUCAGGUGCCUUGCAUCUUCCGCUUGACUGAAGAGAGAGGAGUCUGGCACCUGGACCAAAUCAGAAGAGAGCAGCACAUCCCAAACCAAGAGUUUCUUAAUUCGGAUCUCCUGGAGAAGAGGAAGUACCGAAAGAUCUAUUCCUUUACUCUUGAACCUCAAACGAUUGAAGAUUUUGAGUCUGUUAAUGAACACCUUCAAACGUCUCCAGAAUCUCUGUUUACAAGCAAGUCGUUUUGUUCCUUGCAGACCCCAGAUGGGGUUUACUGUUUAGUGGGCUUCACCCUCACGUUUAGAAAAUUCAAUUAUAAGGACAAUAUGGAUUUGGUGGAGUUUAAGACACUGAAUGAAGAAGAAAUAGGAGAGGAGCUGAAAAAUAUAUUUAAUAUUUCCUUGGAGGGAAAGCUUAUGCCCAAACACGGUGAAAAAUUUUUUACCAUUUAGAGUAAGCACUAGACAUGGUCUUCAGUAAUAUUGUAUUAUUAUAGUUAGUAUUAUAUACUGAAACUUUCUAUUAUAAAAAACCAAAUAUAUAUAUAAGUAGAGAGUAAAAUAAUAAACCUCUAUUUAUCACUCAUUUUACCAACUAUCAACUGGCAGCCUAUAUCUUAUAUUUCCUCAAUGACCCCAUAAGUAUUAAAGAAAAUUCUAGGCAUGAAAUCAUUUCAACCUUAAAAAAGUCAGUAUUUGUAUUUAGAUAACUUUUUUUUCUUUUUUUCUGAGAACAACUCUCUUCCAUGACUUGCAGGUCAAGUUUAGAGACAAAUUUAUUGAUGAUCAAUGUAUGAAGUCUAAAAUCCUCUGUAUAUUUAAGAGGUAUUCUCUGAUUUUUAGUUAGAUACUAUUAAAAAAAGCAGAACCACAUGUCUUUUCAAAAUUAAUAAUAGUAAAGGUAUUUUAAAGAUUGCCUAUGGGGUUUUUUCUUUUUGAAGAAAAUAGUGAUUUUUGCUAGAAAAAUUUCCAUACUGGCUUAAUGUUGAAUUCAUAAAAAAAAAUGUUUACCUGUGGAUCAGUAAAUGGAAAACUGAGGAAACAGUUUUUAUUAAAUUCAGCCAGCAUGCGUCUAAUGUCCAUUAUCCCAUUUUUACAAAAAGCGCACAUGUACAAUUAAGGACUAGAAUUCAACAAGGAAGAAUGAGACAUGACAUUGCUUCCUAAUAGUUCUCAAGACAAGGCUUAACCCAGCAGAUAGGAACAUGUGAUUAAGUACCAAGAGAAUUACACAGCUAAUCAUUUGUUGCGCGGUUCAUUUUGCAACCACAGUUUUUUAUGUAGCAUUUCCUUAAUAUAGAAAUGCUGGUAUUUAGAGUUUUUGAAAUUCCAGAAAUAAGUCAUUUUGUCUAAAAGUAAUAAUUCUUGUGAAUUUUAAAAUACUUAUUAUUUAUAAAAAUUUUCAUGCCUAAAAUGCAUGUUAAAACAUAUUUGGCUAAUACAAUGUCAGUCACAAAGUAUUUGUUCAGCAGAGUUAGGAUAUUAUGGGGCUAGGUCUUCCUCACAUCCUCUUUCUUAUCUCCAAGUUCUUUUCUUUUACUUCCUCUCAUACUUGUCCUAAGAGAAGGAGAACGAGCUUCAAAGUGUGCAGGUCUGAGUUCAAAUCCUGUGGACAUGGGGCGAAUUCCUGGAUCCAUCUGUGGCUCUGAUUUCGCAGAGGUAAAACGGGGAUAAUACUUAUAGAAUUAGAUGCCAGACCAGGAGUAAAUUCUCAAUAAAUAUUUGUUAUAUGGAUGAACGAAUAAUGUCCAUAAUGUUUUUGAUACUGAGUCAGCAUUUGAUGAAAGUUCUUCCAUCUUGCUUCAUUUCCCUAGCUGAAAUGUGGUCCUAAAUCUGCCUGAUUCUCCCUUGGUUAAAUAUGACUUUGAUAUCAGACGGUCCAGAUCUACUGCGGCUUUGUGCUUCAGAAUUGGAAUCUUUGCUUAUCUAUAGCUCACAUUUUCUGUCGGUGAAUGCCA